CACCAACAAUGAGGGUAAAUCAGUUGGACGCAGAGUUGCUGGAUGAAGAGCUCUUUGAUCUGCUGCAGACUCAGCUCUGGAAUGCGUUCAAGCACUGGAACAUCAAGGACACCUACACGCCCGAACUUCAGGCUCUAUUGAGAGUUGCCCUGUUCAAGCUGUCCAUAUGGGAUAGAGAUGCAAGUUAUGGCGCGAUGCUACAAAACCUCAAGUACAGGGACGAGAGGAACUCAGGUUCUGUCUCAGCACGCCCUUCACGAUCACAGAAGCUACUUUACGGUCUAAUUACGGUUGGUGGAAGAUAUGCUUGGACGAAAACAGAGCUACUGAUGACGCGGGAGGGAUGGGGUGAGCUUUCUGAGUACACCUGGCGAAAUCGCAUAUAUAGUGCACUGCAACAACUCACAACCAUUCGUUCCGCUCUUUCAACUGUCAACUUCCUGAUUUUCCUUCACAAGGGGGCAUAUCGUACCCUUGUUGACCGCCUUCUUCGUAUGCGGCUAGUCCCCGCAACACGGAAUCUAGGCCGACAAGUGAGCUUUGAUUUCCUGAACCGACAACUUGUUUGGCAUGCCUUUACCGAGUUCUUACUGUUCAUUCUUCCUUUGUUGCGACUACCACGGCUGAAGCGUAAAAUCGUCCGGUUCAUCGCCCCAAAGACACCCACGAACUUGUUGGGAUUCUUACCGGAGCGGACAUGUGCCGUUUGUUAUUCAGAAAAUGCGGCAAAUACGGACGUGCAAAAUGCGUAUGAAACCGUCGAAUGCGGUCAUAGGUACUGUUACGUUUGCGUCAUGUCCAAGAUCAGGAUAGAGGAAGGGGAGGGAUGGAAUUGUUUGAGGUGUGGUACAUUAGUUCGAAGCGGGAAGCGGUGGAUUGAGAAGUGUGAUGUUGAUUUGAGAACUCAUGAUGAAGUCGAGGACAAGUCGGGCGAGAGUGAUGUUGAUGAAGACGAAGUCGAGGAAGCCGAUUCUGAUGUUGGGCUAGACUCAGAUGAUGACGAUGGAAAUGGUGAAACUGAGGCUGAGUCGGUGAGCGACUUAGAUUCGGAUAUCAACGGAGAGGACGUCCAAUCUGAGGCCGAGUUUGCCGAGUAGAUGGUAGUAACAAAUGGCAAGAUCUUAAGUAC
This is a messenger RNA of Saitoella complicata NRRL Y-17804, 1129 nucleotides long. RefSeq lists its product as uncharacterized. The transcript has 3 exons. Gene Ontology annotation, biological process: protein import into peroxisome matrix. The coding region runs from base 9 to 1097 and encodes 362 amino acids. Gene Ontology annotation, molecular function: zinc ion binding. The record is from RefSeq and is a predicted model, not a curated record. NCBI's taxonomy places the organism in Eukaryota, Fungi, Ascomycota, Saitoellomycetes, Saitoellales, Saitoellaceae. Gene Ontology annotation, cellular component: peroxisomal membrane.